CCCGGGCCCGGGGGCCGUGCGGCUCUCUGCCCGUCCUAAAGGUUGGUUUUAAUUGGUUGCCCACAGGAUUGCCUUGGCCUCUGCUUCUUGUUAAGAACGUUGAUUGGUUCGGCUGUGGUUGCCUCAGGUGCGCGUGGUUCCCGGGCAGCAUGGCGGUGGUGAUCCGCCUGCAGGGCCUCCCCAUGGUGGCAGGGACCAUGGACAUCCGCCACUUCUUCUCUGGACUGACCAUCCCCGACGGGGGCGUGCACAUUGUGGGGGGCGAACUGGGCGAGGCCUUCAUCGUCUUCGCCACGGACGAGGACGCCCGGCUGGGCAUGACGCGCACGGGCGGGGCCAUCAAGGGCUCCAAGACCACCCUGCUGCUCAGCAGCAAGACGGAAAUGCAGACCAUGAUCGAGCUGAGCCGCCGGCGCUUUGAGACGGCCGGCCUGGACCUGCCCCCGCCGGGGGCCGCCCGCCCGGGCCCGCCCGCCGGCGCGGGGGCGGGCGGCAGGGUGGGCCUGCCCGCCUCGGCCUCGGCCGUCGCCGCCCCGGCCCCCUCCUCCUCGGCCUCCUCGUCGUCGUCCGUGUCGUCGUCCUCCUCGUCGUCCUUCGGCGGCGGCGGCGGGGGCGGGGGCGGCGGCGGCGGCGGCGGGGUCGGGGGCGGCGCCUCCUUCGGCGCCGGGGGCGGGGCGGCCCUGGCGGGCACGGCCUCCCCCAUGAGCGCGGUGCCCCCGCCUCCGAUCCCGCCCCCGAUCCCGGCGCUGCCCGCCCUGCCCGCCCUGCCCUCCAUCCCCCCGAUCCCGGUGCCGCCCCCGGUGCCCGCCCUGCCGCCGGUGCCCCCGGGGCCCCCCAUCCCGCCGGGGCCCCCCGGGCCGCCGCUGGCGCCCCUGCCGCCCCUGGCGGGCCUGCCGCCCCUGAACCCCCCGCCGGGGGCGCCGCUGCCCUCGGGGGUGAACGGGUCCGGCGCCGGGCUGGGCCUGGGCGGCGGGCUGAACCCGCUCUUCCUCGGGGGGCCCCUGACCCCCGGGGCCCCGCUGCCGCUGGCCUCCCCGGGGGCGGCCAAGCCCCCGGCGGUCAACCCGGACGAGCUGUACGUCAGCGUCCACGGCAUGCCCUUCUCGGCGGCCGAGGCGGACGUGCGCGACUUCUUCCACGGGCUGCGGGUGGAGGCCGUGCGCCUGCUCAAGGACCACCUGGGCCGGCACAACGGGCACGGGCUGGUGCGGUUCCUGGCCCCGCAGGACGCCUUCGCCGCCCUGAAGCGCAACCGCAUGCUGAUGAUCCAGCGCUACGUGGAGGUGGGCCCGGCCACCGAGCGCCAGUGGGCGGCGGCCGGCCACGCGGCCUUCCGGCCGGGCCCCCCGCGGCCGCCCCCGCCGGGGCCCCCGCCCCCGCCCCCGCCGGGCCUGGCCCGGGCCAAGUCGCCCGGCGGGGGGCCCCGGCGGUCCCGCUCGCGCUCGCCGCACCGGCCGGGCUUCUGCGUCUACCUGAAGGGGCUGCCGUUCGAGGCGGAGAACAAGCACGUGAUCGACUUCUUCAAGAAGCUGGACCUGGUGGAGGACAGCAUCUACAUCGCCUACGGGCCCAGCGGCAAGGCCACCGGCGAGGGCUUCGUCGAGUUCCGCGCCGAGGCGGACUACAAGGCCGCCCUGGGCCGCCACAAGCAGUACAUGGGCAGCCGCUUCAUCCAGGUGCACCCCAUCAGCAAGCAGGGCAUGCUGGACAAGAUCGACGCCCUGCGCAAGCGGCUGCAGGCCGGCCCGCCGGGGCCCGACCCCCGCCCGGCCCCGCCGGGCCCCGCCCCGGCCCCGCCGGGCCCCGCCCCCAAGCUCUGCGCCCACCUCUCCAACCUGCCCUUCGACGUCACCAAGCCGGACGUCCUGCAGUUCCUGGAGGGGCUGCCCGCCGACGAGGCGGCCGUGCGCAUCCUGGUGGACGGCGGCGGCCGGGGCCUGGGCCAGGCCCUGGUCCAGUUCAAGUCGGCCGAGGACGCCCAGAAGGCCGGCCGGCUGCACCGGAAGAAGCUGCACGGGCGCGAGGCCUCGCUGGCCGUCAUCUCGCUGGACGACAUGCGCGAGCUGGAGAAGAACCCGCCGGGCCCGGGCAAGAAGCCGCCCAAGCUGGCGGGCGGGCCCGGCGAGGAGCCGGCCUUCCUGCCCGGGGGCCCCAAGGGGGCCGGCAACGGCCCCCCCUUCGCCUUCCCCGGCGGCUUCGCGGGGGCCGGCGCCUUCGGCCCCCCGCUGCCGCCCCCCGGCCUCGGGCCGGGCUUCGGGGACGGCCGGCUGGGCCUGCCGGCGGCCGGGGCCGCCGGCGGCCUCCCCGGGCUGCCGGCCGCCGAGGCGCCCGGCUUCGGGGCCGGCCCCGCCCACCUGGGCGGGCCCGCGCCCUUCGGCGCCGGGCCCCAGAACUUCGGCAACGGCCCCGGCGGCCUGACGGUGCCCGCCGGCGGCUUCGCCGGGGGCCCGCCGGGCCUGGGCGGCGUGGCCGGGGGCCCCCCGGGCUUCGGGCCCGGGGCGGCCCUCCACCUGGGCGGGCCCCCCGGCUUCGGCUCCGGCCCCGGCAAGCCCGGCCCCACCGUCAUCAAGGUGCAGAACAUGCCCUUCACCGUGUCCGUGGACGAGAUCCUGGACUUCUUCUACGGCUACCAGGUCAUCCCGGGCUCCGUGUGCCUCAAGUACAACGAGAAGGGCAUGCCCACCGGGGAGGCCAUGGUGGCCUUCGAGUCGCGCGACGAGGCCAUGGCCGCCGUGGUCGACCUCAACGACCGGCCCAUCGGCUCCAGGAAGGUCAAACUGAUGGCCCGCUGCGUGACCACCGUGCAUCUGACCGUCUCCUGCCGCGACCUCCUGGACGGGGACGUCGGCUCCCAGUCGGACCCCCUGUGCGUCCUGCUGCAGGACCUGGGGGCCGGGGGCUGGGCCGAGCUGGGCCGCACCGAGCGGAUCCGGAACUGCUCCAGCCCGGACUUCUCCCGGCCGUUACGUGUGGACUACCGCUUCGAGACCGUCCAGCGGCUCAGAUUCGACAUCUACGACAUCGACAACCGGUCCCCGGAGUUGAGCGAUGACGACUUCCUGGGCGGGGCCGAGUGCUCCCUGGGGCAGAUCGUGUCCGGCCGAACCCUGACCCUGCCCCUGAUGCUGAAGCCGGGAAAGCCGGCCGGAAAGGGCACCGUUACGAUCUCGGCGGAGGAAAUCAAAGAUGCCCAAGUGGUCGCUCUGGAGAUGGAGGCCAGGAAUCUGGACAAGAAGGACUUCCUGGGCAAAUCGGACCCGUUCCUGGAACUGUACCGGCAGUGGGACGAGCAGCAGUGGCGGCUGGUCUAUCGAUCCGAGGUGAUCAAGAACGAUCUAAACCCCUCCUGGCGCAAGUUCAGCACCCCCCUGCAGAGCCUCUGCGGGGGCGACGCCAAUGCCCCGAUCCAGGUGCGCUGCCUGGACUACGACGGGGACGGCUCCCACGACCUCAUCGGCGCCUUCCAGACCACCUUGGCCCAGCUGCAGGGGUCCGGCGCGGGCCUCCCCGCGGAGUUCGAGUGCGUCCACCCCGAGAAGCAGAAGAAGAAGAAGAGCUACAGGAAUUCCGGGAUCGUCCGGGUCAAGGCGUGCCGGAUCGAGACCGAGUUCUCCUUCCUGGAUUACGUGAUGGGCGGCUGCCAGAUCAACUUCACCGUGGGCGUGGACUUCACCGGCUCCAACGGGGACCCCUCCUCCCCCGACUCCCUGCACUACCUGAGCCCGUCGGGGGUCAACGAGUACCUGACGGCCCUGUGGAGCGUGGGCAGCGUGGUGCAGGACUACGACGCGGACAAGCUGUUCCCCGCGUUUGGAUUUGGGGCCCAGGUGCCCCCAGACUGGCAGGUGUCCCACGAGUUUGCCCUGAACUUCAACCCUGGAAACCCCUACUGCAAAGGCAUCCAGGGGAUCGUGGACGCCUACCGCCUGGCCCUGCCCCAGCUCCGGCUCUACGGCCCCACCAACUUCGCCCCCAUCAUCGACCACGUGGCGCGGUUCGCCGAGGAGGCCGCCCGGCAGGGCGAGGCCGCGCAGUACUUCGUGCUGCUGCUGCUGACGGACGGCGCGGUGACCGACGAGGAGGCCACGCGGGCGGCCGUGGUCCGGGCCUCCCGGCUGCCCGUGUCCGUCAUCGUCGUGGGCGUCGGCGGCGCCGACUUCGAGGCCAUGGAGCGGCUGGACGGGGACGGGGGACUCCUGCGCUCCCGGACCGGAGACGCCGCCGCCCGCGACGUCGUCCAGUUCGUGCCCUUCCGCCGCUUCCAGAACGCUCCCCGCGAAGCCCUGGCCCGGGCCGUGCUGGCCGAGGUCCCGCAGCAGCUGGUGUCUUACUACAGGAUGCGGGGCUGGGCCCCCUGCCGCCGCCCGCCGCCCGCCCCCGCCCCGUCCCCUCAGCCGUGAGCCCCCCGCCGGCCUCCCCCCGGCCACGAAGCGCCCUAGCCCCCGACGCCACGCGCUCCGUUUACGUUCUGAUACCGCUUUGCCCCCGCCCGCUUGGCU
Ornithorhynchus anatinus (platypus) is the source of this 4499-nucleotide messenger RNA. It is a transcript of the gene CPNE1, whose product is annotated as copine 1. Gene Ontology annotation, molecular function: calcium-dependent phospholipid binding; RNA binding. The record is from RefSeq and is a predicted model, not a curated record. Gene Ontology annotation, biological process: positive regulation of tumor necrosis factor-mediated signaling pathway; cellular response to calcium ion; regulation of canonical NF-kappaB signal transduction. NCBI's taxonomy places the organism in Eukaryota, Metazoa, Chordata, Mammalia, Monotremata, Ornithorhynchidae. The transcript has 19 exons. Gene Ontology annotation, cellular component: plasma membrane. Bases 150 to 4400 code for a protein of 1416 amino acids.